Tupaia belangeri chinensis (Chinese tree shrew) is the source of this 4117-nucleotide messenger RNA. It is a transcript of the gene EFCC1, whose product is annotated as EF-hand and coiled-coil domain containing 1. The transcript is spliced from 8 exons. Lineage: Eukaryota; Metazoa; Chordata; Mammalia; Scandentia; Tupaiidae. The record is from RefSeq and is a predicted model, not a curated record. Bases 291 to 1544 code for a protein of 417 amino acids.
CAAACACUCCCCUCCAGGCGAGCGGACUGGACCGAGGAGCUGAGAGAGGCCGGCCCCAAAGCGGGAGGGAAAGGGCCAAUGCCAGGUCGCCUUGGGAGCGAUGCCCUGGAGGGGACCGGCAGGGGCGGCGUCGCGGCAUCUCGAGGCCCCUACCCCACCCCUGUGACGGGGUAAACACUGACGCCCUGUGUGGCCAGGGCCGCUGGACACGUCCGGAUGCUGCUCCUCCCGAGACUCGGGCCGCCCCUGGGAGCGGCGGCGGAGUCCCAGGAGCUACGCGCAGCGCUGCGAUGGACCCAGGCGGGCAGGGCGCCGAUGCCUGCGCGGAGGGCGAGGCGAGCGACCCGUACCGGCGGCCGGCGCGGCGUACCCAGUGGCUGCUGAGUGCCCUGGCGCACCACUACGGGCUGGACCGCGGCGUGGAGAACGAGAUCGUGGUGCUGGCCACCGGCCUGGACCAGUACCUGCAGGAAGUCUUCCACCACCUGGACUGCCGCGGCGCUGGGCGCCUGGUGGGCCUCUGGAAGAACCAGGCGGAAGACCGCGAGGUGGAUCGCGGCGAGUCGGAGGGUGCCGCGCCGGCGGCGGAGGCCCGCGCCGGGCUGCUGCGCCGGGGCCAGGCCGAAAUGCGGCGGCGUGCGGAGAAGGCCCGGCAGGCGGUGCUGCUCAGCCUGCCCCGCGUGCGCGAGCUCGAGGCACUGGCGCGCCAAGUGCCCGACCUGCGGUGCUGCGUGCAGCGGCUGGAGGCAGAGCUGCGGGGCUGCAGGUUAGAGCGCCCCACCCUUCAGCGAGUCAGCCCAGAGCCAAGAGAUGAGAGUGGCCAACAUGAGGACAGUGGGGCCCAAGGUCCUUCCCCAGGAGGAGCCUGGCCAGCAGACAGCAGUUCCAGAGCCAUAGCCCUGGAUGAAGGAGACAUGGAAGAUCAGCUGUUCCGCUCUGUAGAGGGCCAGGCAGCCUCCGACCAGGAGGAGGAGGAGGCAAAGGUGUGCUGUGAGGGGCAAAGGUCCCCAGCAUCCCUGACCAAGACACUGUUGGCUCAGCUGUCCAGCUGCAUGAGCAGGCCUGACGACCAGACAGCCCAGAAGCUCAGGACACACUUCGGACACUUUGGUGGAGCUGACCACACACACGCUCUGGGAGAGCUGGAGGCCCAUGUCGCCAUGCUGGUGGAGAAGAACCUGGGGAUCCCUGGGGAGGCAGAGCCAGAGUGGAAGAAGGAAGAGAAUGAACACCUGAGGCUGGAGCUGCAGGUGGUGGAGACCGAGAGGGUGCGGCUGUCCCUGAUGGAGGAGAAGCUGGUAGAUGUGCUCCAGCUUCUGCAGAGGCUCCGGGACCUGAACAUAUCAAAAAGAGCCCUGGGGAAGAUCUUGCUGAGCACGCUGGAUGCUUGCAGGGACCCUGCACACGAAAGGAGAGCUGGUCCUUCGGCAACCCUGGACGCCCUGUACCAAGCCUUGGCUGGCUGCAAGCUCUUGCAGGGACAGCCCUCUACACCAACCUCUGCACCAGCUGUGCUCAACAACCCCCUCCUCAUCUCCUGCUAAGACUGCUGGCCCAUGUGCUGGCACCCUGAUCAACCAACCACCACUGGACCUGCCUCUACCAUGAGCCCGACCACUGUUGCCUAACCAUAGGCACGUCAUUAGAACCAAGACAGCCAUGCCCAGAGCCUCACUGCAGAGGGCCAGCUCUUCCCACAUUCCCUCAAGGCCCUGUGUUCUUGCCACCAAAGUCCACAUUUAAGCCCUGUCCCCAGUGCUGUCUCCUCUCCCUGAGAGCAGAGGCACCUACUUUCCUACCCAGUUCAGCCCAGGACUGCCCCCUUCCCAGCACUGUCCCCCCCUUCCACCCACUGGCGUGCCUGCUGCAAAAGAGACCGAGCCUAACCUUCAGGAUACACCUCGUCCACAGGGAAGCUCCCCACAGCCCAGGAAGUGCUGGAGGCCAGGAGAGGCUGGGGUAUUCCAAGGAGGGAGGUAUCACUAUAGAAUUCCUGGGGGAGCUGGACCUUGAGCUGGCCUUGAACUAUGUCUAAAGGGAGGGAAGCAUUAGUUGGGCAAAGGGGUGGGGAGGCAUUUUAUUUGGCAUGGUGGCUAAGGUUAAUCCAGUCUUCCUCCUGAACACCAGGUUGUGGGCCUCGUGGGAUGGCAGGAAGGAGCAAGACAAGGUGCUGGUCUCACCUGCUUAGGAGCUUAAGAUAAGCAGACACACUGGUGAAGUCAGAAAGGGAGAUCCAAGUCAGAGGGAAGCAAAACGACCAUCAUGAAAGCCCUAAGAGUGGUGUCUAGGAGUAUGGGAGCACUGCAGGGGGCCCAGACAUGGCCACAGGGGCUUGGUCUGCUCUAAAGAGCAAUGGGAAGAGGGCAGGGACAGGUCAUAAAGGGCCUCAGAGACCCAUGAGGAUGACACUUUCUCCUACAGGCCACAGGGAGCCACUGGAGUUUCUAAGCUGCCACUGGAGUGUUGACUGGAGGCAAAAGAGGACAAUAGCACACACAGGACAAGAGGAGCAAGGGGACCCAAGGGACAUGAGAUAGAACCAGAGGAGGGCAGCAAAGAGUCAAUCAGGGGGUCAGAGCAGCAGUGGGCUUCCAGGAAGGGCAGCAGAAGGGAGCAGGAGGGGCUGAAGGAGCCCUGGACCCUCAGCAGCUUGGCUUGGAAGAGGCAGCAGGCAGCCCUUGCAAACUCCCGGGAGAAAGACACAGGGAUACCAAUUUCCAGAAAUGGAAUCCAAAAGCUGAAUGUCCAGUGGCCAUCACAGAGGGUCGGCUCAGCCCUGGUCCUGUCAGAGAGCACAUGCCUGCUCAGGAAAGGCACAGGUCCCCAAUGGGUGACCCCAGCUCAUUCUCCACUCAACUGGACCCACCAGGUAGGUUCUUUGGUGCUGCACUGACAGCUGUGUGACCCACACAUGCCCCUGCUCAGUAAGGGUGUCAGCUGCCCUGGGCCCUGGUCAUGGUGGGUCAUGAGAGCCUGUGCAUGUGUUAAAACUCAGUGUGGACAAGAAUGAGCGUGAAUGCCCUGAGGGUACAGGAACAGCCCACCAGCACGGCAGCAAUGCAGUGCUUGAGCAAAGUUAGAUCUGUGCGGAGGGUUACAGGUGUGGUUCCCAGUAGACCUGCACACACCAGGUGCAUGCACCAUGGCCCUGGCUGGGAAGAGUGAGAGUGGGAGACUCAUGGCAUGAGACCCACUGAGGGUACUUCUCUCUCUGUCUCUUGCUCUCAUGAGAGAGAGAAAUAAACUUAAAAACAAAACUCCCAGGGGACACAGUAAGAGGGGACCGUCACACUUUUGUGCGUUUUACCUUCAGGGGCCCCAUUACAUUCUCAUAGUAAGAUGGAAGGAAAAUCCAUUUGUGCUUCUGCAUGGGAGGGAGAAAAGAGCCAUUCUGAAAUGCUGAGAACACUGCACCCUUCUCAACAAGGUCUGCCUGCGAGAGACAGUUCUCUCAGUCUCUGACCUGUUGGGGUUUUGUUAGAACCUAAUCACCUGGAAGAAGGAAACACCACUCCAGCUCCCUCAAGCUAUCUUGUCCUACCAAGGAAGGGACCUGAGAUGGUCACAGCUCAGGGCACAAGCUCUCUAAAUGAUAGGGACCCAAUCACAGGACUGUGGAACUCAUCUCUUUCCACACACCUCACCACUACAUCACUAGAGACUUAUUUACAACAAUUCCUGUCAUCUAGCAUGUCCUAUCUGCCUUUCAACAAACCACUAUAAGGCACAAAAAGCAAAGUUUUAAAAAAGUAAACCAAACAUCAGAAUCAGAUCCAGCUGUGGCAGGGAUAUCACUUGUUAGAAAUAGCAAAGAUUUUUUUUUUUUUUUUUUUUUAAUCUGAGGGAAUGGGGAGAGAGGUACUCAUCACACUGUGACCUGCCCCAGCCUCCCGAGAUCAUGGGCAUAUGUCAGUAUGCCUGGUGUGUUCAGGUCCAUCCAGUAGUAACACAAUGCAGAAAUACUCAAGAAAAUUUCAGUAGAAAUCUAAUCCAGGGCCACCGUGUAUUCUAGGGUUAAGGCAGCUAGAUACCGAACAGACUGUGCGAUUCCAAUCCUGCUCCUAGUGGCUUUAGAAACACAGCAGGUUGGGACCAACAGUUAGCGUAAUGGCUUUGU